Messenger RNA from Pseudophryne corroboree (corroboree frog), 1799 nucleotides. RefSeq names its product lectin, mannose binding 2 (gene LMAN2). Gene Ontology annotation, cellular component: endoplasmic reticulum membrane; COPII-coated ER to Golgi transport vesicle; endoplasmic reticulum-Golgi intermediate compartment. Gene Ontology annotation, biological process: endoplasmic reticulum to Golgi vesicle-mediated transport. The coding region runs from base 117 to 1136 and encodes 339 amino acids. Gene Ontology annotation, molecular function: D-mannose binding. Lineage: Eukaryota; Metazoa; Chordata; Amphibia; Anura; Myobatrachidae. The record is from RefSeq and is a predicted model, not a curated record. The transcript is spliced from 8 exons.
GGUGUGGGAUACAGGCACAGUGAUGCAGCACAUGCAGGGCCCGAGCAGUGAGGGCAAGGGGAGAGGCGGAUCUGGCAUGCCGGAAGCAGGAAGCGCUGCAAUACUAGUUGUCGGUAAUGAUGGCGGCGGUGUGUCAUCCUGUUCUCUUGUUUCUCCACUCACUCCUCUUAUGCUUCCUGGCGCCCAGGGCUGCUGCCGACCUGACAGAUGGGAACAGCGAGCACUUGAAGCGGGAGCAUUCCCUCAUUAAGCCUUACCAGGGUGUGGGUUCCAGUUCAAUGCCAUUAUGGGAUUUUAUGGGCAGUACGAUGCUAACAAGCCAGUAUGUGCGCUUGACUCCUGAUGAGCGGAGUAAAGAAGGUUCUAUCUGGAAUAGAUCGCCUUGCUUGUUGAAGGACUGGGAACUGCAUGUACAUUUCCGUAUUCAUGGGUCUGGAAAAAAGAAUCUCCAUGGAGACGGACUUGCUCUGUGGUAUGCAAAGGAUCGGCUGGAACCAGGUCCUGUUUUUGGAAACCAAGACAAGUUUCAUGGCUUGGCAGUCUUUGUAGACACAUAUCCUAAUGAUGAAACAACUGAGCGUGUCUUUCCAUAUAUCUCUGUCAUGGUGAGCAAUGGCUCCAUACAGUAUGACCACAGCAAAGACGGACGUACUGAUGAAUUAGCAGGUUGUACAGCAGAUCUACGCAAUAAUAACUAUGACACAUUUCUAGCUAUACGCUAUUCCCGUGGGCGUCUUACGGUCAUGACGGACAUUGAAGGUAAAAAUGAAUGGAAGAAUUGUGUUGAUAUUUCGGGUGUCCGGUUGCCAACUGGUUACUAUUUUGGAGCAACAGCAGCAACUGGAGACUUAUCAGAUAAUCAUGACAUUAUCUCCAUGAAGCUGUACCAGCUGAUGGUUGAGCACUCACCAGAUGAUGAAAACAUUGACUGGACAAAAAUAGAGCCCAGUGUUAGUUUGCUGAAGUCGCCCAAAGAUAAUGUUGAUGAUCCAACCGGGAAUUUCCGCAGUGGGCCCCUGACUGGUUGGAAGGUCUGUCUUCUGCUGCUUGCUGCUCUCCUGGGCAUUAUAGUCUGUGCUGUGGUGGGAGCAGUUGUUUUUCAAAAACGACAAGAAAGAAACAAACGAUUCUAUUAACUGGAUGCUCCGGCCAUGUAUCAAAUACCGAAAUGUGAAUUUAUUUUUAUUAUUUUUGCUUCCCCCUGAAAACAUGGAUUGUACAAACAAAUCUCAAGUGGGUAACAUGGAAAUCAUUUAGGUGGUACUUUAUUAAUUUUCAUAGGAAUAACCAUAAUAUCAAGCAGGUGGGGGAGGAACAAUCUUUAAAGACUUUUUUUUUCUUAAUUUUUCAUUUGGUGAAAACAAAAAUGAAUUACUGACGUUAAUGGAGCUUGCUUAGAAGAUAUUUUUGGGAAGAAAAGUGGCUGCAUAGUUCUCCUUGAGCUUUUGGAUGUUGCAGCUAAAAAGCUUGUUUUGGGCAUGUUGCAAAAUAUUCUUCAAUUUGUUGAUCGUUCAGCAGCUCAAUCCUGUGGAUUGUAACAACUGCUCCACACAGAACAAUGUCGGUCACAGUAUGAGACCAGAAAGCCCAGGUCUCUUGUAAUAGUUCUCUGUCUGCUCGGGAUUUCAUACUGACACUGUAAUGUUUAACAAAACAUGCGGUGGGGAAAGAAGGAUUUUGCCUUGGUCUGCACUAUAUAUCCCUGAUUUAAUGCCACUGAAUUUUUCACGAAUGUGGAAAUGUUUCUGAUGACUGUAUACAAUAUUUGAUUAAAGAAAAGAAAAAACCCAAAACAACAA